Molecule: messenger RNA, 938 nt
Organism: Drosophila kikkawai
Lineage: Eukaryota; Metazoa; Arthropoda; Insecta; Diptera; Drosophilidae
Gene: mRpL46
Product: mitochondrial ribosomal protein L46
Cellular component (GO): mitochondrial large ribosomal subunit
Molecular function (GO): structural constituent of ribosome
Source: RefSeq, a predicted model, not a curated record
GUCUGUUAUCGCGAACAGCUGUUCCGGCUCGGUGCUCAUGUAAUCGGUGCAUUUCUCAGAUUUUUAUUUUACUUAAAUAUUCUAUUAAAACCCGAAGAAUGCUGCGUCGCUUUGUGCAAGUGGGUGCCCGGGAACUGCGGCGGACACAGUCCACUGCUGCCGCUCCCGAGAAAUGGGACCUUUACGCCGGCGUGCUCGUUGAGCGACUGCCAGUGGUCUCGAAGAGCCUGAAUCCUCUGGAGAAGCAGUUCCAGGACAUGCUGUGGCGCGUGGAGUACGAGAACAGUCUGAAAUCCGACCACGAACUUAAGCACGAGCGAGAGAUCGUUCAGGCUGAGCUGAUUAAGAAGGGCAAGGUGCAGGUGGACCUCGAGGACAGCGGGGCGAAGCAAACGGCCCAGGAUCUAAAGGACGCCUACGUCGAGGAGCUGAAAAAGUUCCAGCUGGGCUCACGCACCACGCCCGAUGACCAGGCGAACAAGACCAGUUCCACGGACCGCUGUCUGGAGCAGACGCUUUACCUGCUCGUCCAGCAGAAACUGGGCCAGCAGCAGCACUUGCUCCUGCCCCAGGGCAAGCGUCAGGAAGGUGAAACCAUGCGCCAGACGGCUGAACGCGUGCUCCGGGAGCAUUGCGGCCAGGAGCUGCAUGUGCUCUUUUACGGCAAUGCCCCUGUAGGCUUCCACAAGUACAAGUAUCCAGCCAAUCAGCGGACGGAGAGCACCGGAGCCAAGGUGUUCUUCUACCGGGCAUCACUGCGAUCGGGACAGGUGGCGGCGGAGAAGCAACAGCCCAAGUUCGAGUGGCUGCCAAAGGAGGCUCUGAACGGGAAGCUAUCGAAUGCUGCCUAUGCGGAAAGCGUUAACAAGUUCUUAUUAUAAUCGUGAUUGUUAAUUCUGUUUUGAUAUCUAAUGAAUAAAUUUAAAGAUUUACGUGGA